Molecule: messenger RNA, 270 nt
Organism: Penicillium roqueforti
Lineage: Eukaryota; Fungi; Ascomycota; Eurotiomycetes; Eurotiales; Aspergillaceae
Exons: 2
Coding region: 1-270 (89 amino acids)
Source: RefSeq, a predicted model, not a curated record
AUGGGCAUGAAGCGGCAGACUUGCGAUUUAGCAAAGGAACGGCGUCGCGCGAGACGCAAAGAAACUGGGUUCCAACCGGACGCCUACCGAGAGGAUGAUGCCAUACGUGGUAAACAUAAACAUACUGACGAGUCCAAAGCCCUUCAUCUGCAGUACAUCGAGCUCUGGAUCGAGUUUUUGAUUGAAAGCGGAAGAGUAACUGAUGGUUAUGAGCUAGAAAAGGGAAUUCCGGCGCCCAAAAUUACUGAAAUCAAAGAAUUUAUUCGGUAG